CCGUGAAAAUAAGUAUGGGGUCAAAAAGCAAGAAGAGAGUAAUCCUGCCGAACCGACCUGACCCACCAUCCGUGGAGCAGAUCGUGGAAGACGUCAACCGAGCGUCCGCCAGCGACCCCGCGUUCGGCAUUCUGCAGGAUGGGCUCCAGGAUGCCAAGGCUGGAUUGACAGACGGUUUGGUAGACAGCCGAUACCACCAGAGCCGACAGUACCUGGAUCUGAAUGAGCGACUCCAGCAGGCAAGGAGCGACCUCGCCUCGAAGAGGGAGGAGCUGAGGGCCGCGGGGGAGCACCUGGAGCGCUGCAUGGCCGAGAUCAAGGGGCAAGCGCUAUGAUGUUGCCUGCCCUCACCCUCACUUUGGGAGUGUUCAGUUUUUGGGACUUUGUCAUAGCAGUCAAAGCCACAAUGUUUUCUAAAACAUUGCAAAAUAUUUUUUUUUCUGAAGAACCAUUGUAAUGGUAAUGUACAUGGUGUAAUAUUUAGAGAGUCUGUAUUUCAUAACCCCUUUUCUUGGGAAACAUCAAGAUUAUCGGUAUUGCAACAGUUUUGUAGUAUAAUAUAGUAUCAGUUUUCAGUGUUCAGCUUAAUUAAAACUAUGGAAAAACCAAGCUGUUUUCCCCACCUGGUAAAAAGGCAAAUGCUUGUUAUUAAUUGGUUUUUGUACUGUCAGAUUACUGAAGAUUUCCUUUAGCUACGUGAUAAUUUUCCAUAUGACAACCAGGUAGAGGCAGUGAGUAGUUUUAGUAUGCUGACACAUUGUUACUGUUAUACACCAGUGCACUGAAUGUAAGCCUGUUGAUUAGGGUAUUACGUUGCACUCUUGUGUGUGGAGCACAGUGGAGGGGUUUGGCAAUACCUUAGUGGCCAGUACAUAGUGUCCCUGAAGAGACAGGACAGCAGUCAGUGUCAUUUGUGUCACGUUUUGUACCAUGCACAGAAAUGGUAGUGAGUUCAAAUUAUCUUCAUGUUAUCAUUGUGAAACAACAUUGGCUGCUCCUGUUUGUACACUGAAGUGAGGGAAUCUACUUUCCACUCCACAAAUACAUUGAAAUGUCGCUGGGAUGGGAAGGAGUGGUGCUGGAGGUUUCUCCACUGUGAAGGUGUCAGGAAGGGGCGUUUGAGUGAUGUUUUAAUGAAGGCUGUCAUUCAUUCUGGGAAGUCAGCACAGCUUCAGUUAUUUCCUUCCAGCUGCUUUGUUUCAGGCCCAGUAGGUAAGAUGAGGCGCAAUUCUUGUUCUGUGUGAUUAACACAAUUUCCCCACGGGGAUCAAUAAAGUAUCAAUUAUUAUUAUUAUUAUUAUUAAUAAUAAUUAUUGAUUACUUGAACUUUACAUACUUUUUACUCCAUAAAACCUGAACAGAAAGUGUACCUAACUAUCUGUAAGUGCACAUUGCUCUCCAGCUGUAAAUAAAAUAUUUUUAAAAGUG
Paramormyrops kingsleyae is the source of this 1428-nucleotide messenger RNA. NCBI's taxonomy places the organism in Eukaryota, Metazoa, Chordata, Actinopteri, Osteoglossiformes, Mormyridae. The record is from RefSeq and is a predicted model, not a curated record.